Aphanomyces astaci is the source of this 570-nucleotide messenger RNA. RefSeq lists its product as hypothetical. The transcript has a single exon. Gene Ontology annotation, molecular function: nucleic acid binding. NCBI's taxonomy places the organism in Eukaryota, Oomycota, Saprolegniomycetes, Saprolegniales, Verrucalvaceae. Bases 1 to 570 code for a protein of 189 amino acids. The record is from RefSeq and is a predicted model, not a curated record.
AUGGGGUUGGUGGAGAGGUUCAACCGCACCAUCAAGGACAUGGUCGCCAUCGAUGUGUCUCCGACGCAGAACGACUGGGACGAGUGGUUGGCCACGCUCACAUACGCCUACAGCACAGCGACCCAUGGCACCCACGGGUUUCCACUCAUGGAAUUGAUGAUGGGCUGCGUGGGCAAGUCCGUACUCGACCUGCAAUUCCCCGCGGCACCAAUCGUAGAAUCAAUACCCGUCUGGAAUCGGCGGUUCGUGGCCAAACUCACACGGAUCUGUGCAAUCGCCAAAUCGACCUUGGCCCCUGCACAGGAAGAGACGGCACGACACUACAACAAGGGUGCACUUGACCGGGUGAAACUCCGACCGGGUAUGUGGGUUUGGAUCGCACGCGUCAGCCGCGACAAGGGCACCAGCAAACUGAAGCAUCGGUUCCGCGGACCCGCGCGACUUGUCGAGAACGCUGGCUUCGACAAUUGUGUCGGGACAAUGGGACUUCACUUCUCGUCCACUCAGGCGAGUGCCUGCCGUACUUCGACGACGGCGAGCUUCACAUGGCUGUCGUGUUGGAUACUGUGA